AUGGCGGCCCCCAUGGAGCGGCUCGAUCCCGCGCAGACUGCGGGCACGCUGGGCCGUCAGGGCAGCUCGGGGGUGGACGUGGUGCUCCAGUCGCACCCCGCCAACCCCGCCCCGCUGUGUCCUCACGGGCCCACCCUUCUGUUUGUGAAAGUGGUCCAGGGGAAAGAAGCAGCACGGAGGUUUUAUGCCUGUUCAGCUUGUAGAGAUAGAAAAGACUGUAACUUUUUCCAGUGGGAAGAUGAAAAGCUGUCGGAAGCUAGACUUGCAGCGCGGGAAGCUCACAAUCGAAGGUGUCAGCCCCCCAUGUCCAGGACGCAGUGCGUAGAAAGGUACCUGAAGUUUAUCGAGUUGCCCUCAUGCCAGAGAAAGUUUUGCCAGAGCUGCCAACAGCUGCUGCUGCCAGAUGAGUGGGAGAAGCACGGGGAACACGAGGUGGCGGGUGACAUUUCUGACCCCCAGCUGGGAAGACCCAGUCGCCUCCUUUACCCCCUGGAGAACAAGAAGACCAACGCUCAGUACUUGUUUGCUGAUCGGAGCUGUCAGUUCUUGGCCAGACUCCUCUCCGCGCUUGGAUUUAGACGGGUCCUAUGUGUCGGGACACCAAGGUUGCAUGAGCUGAUCAGGCAAAAAGCAUCAGAUGACAUGAAGUCGAGCAUGAAAAGCCUGCUACUGGAUAUUGAUUUUCGAUAUUCACAGUUUUAUCUGGAAGAUAGCUUUUGCCAUUACAACAUGUUUAACCACCACUUCUUUGAUGGAAAGGCUGCCCUGGACAUCUGCAGGACAUUUCUACAGGAAGAUAAUGGUGAAGGCGUCAUCCUGGUGACUGACCCUCCUUUCGGUGGCCUGGUGGAGCCUCUGGCUGCCACAUUUAAGAAGUUCAUUGCUAUGUGGAGAGAAGGUCAAAGCCAAGAAAAUCAUCUCAAAGAACUACCCAUUUUCUGGAUUUUCCCUUAUUUUUUCGAAUCCCGAAUUUGUCAGUUUUUCCCAAGCUUCUGCAUGCUGGAUUACCAGGUGGAUUAUGAUAAUCACGCUCUCUAUAAACAUGGGAAGAGAGGCCGCAAACAGUCCCCCGUGCGGAUCUUCACCAAUGUUCCUGCCAGCAGGAUAACCCUGCCUGAGGAAGAAGGGUACAGAUUUUGCCCUCUAUGCCAACGAUACGUUUCUCUCGAGAAUCAGCACUGCGAGCACUGUGGUUCUUGCACAUCCAAGGAUGGCAGGAAAUGGCGCCAUUGCCUGCUCUGUAGAAAGUGUGUCAAACCUUCCUGGAUACACUGCAGCAUUUGCAACCUCUGUGCUCUUCCAGAACAUUCCUGUGAAGGCCCGAAAGAUGGCUGCUUCAUCUGUGGUGAAUUAGGUCAUAAACGGAGUGCCUGUCCAAAUGUAGGUGGAGCACGGAAGCCUGACAGAGCUGUCAGGAAGCAGAAGCAAAGGAAAAGUAAUAAGAUGAAAAUGGAGACCACUAAAGGACACCCCAUGAAUCAUACAUCCGUUCCCAGGAAAAAGCAAAGGCGAGAAAGAGCCCAUCAAUAGCUCUGCUCUUAAAUGUCCAGUGACUGGAGAAUAAGAAAGAUUUAUAGUCCAACCUUUGAUGCCAUUUUCUGAAAGUGCCACACUGGACUUAAAUUCCGUCGCUUUCAAAGGCAUGCACCUUUCCGGGCUAGAUAAUAGGCAGGUGGUAUUUGCGGGGGUCACGGACCCUCAGCCCCCUCGCUGAGGCCUGGGGCGGUCCUCCGUGCCGAGCUGGCUUUCCGGCUCUCUCUGUGCCUUUUAUCUCGCUCCGAGUCUCCUCCAGCCGCACUCGGAGCCUCUCUGAUCGGAAAACGGGCAUGUGGCAUUCUUUCCCAGCGUCAGAAGCAAAUGAAAGCAAGGACCUGAGGUUCUGUUUACGUUGACCCUAAGACCGUGUUACGUUCAACAGAUGUUUUAGGGUUCAGUGUUAAAAUACUGCCGAUGACUUAACCAUGCCUCCUGGAAGGAGACGUUCAUGGUGAUUAUUUAUAGGCACAGUCUGAAGAUGCUGCAAAGAAUUUUGACCACGGCCAUCAGCGAUCUAAGAUUCUAAUUAUGGUGACAUUAUUAUUAAGUACAUUUGCUUCAGCUAUGCCUUGCAGGUGCCCUUGGAUGCUGUGGCGUCACUUAGGGGUUGUCCAGUGAGUGAUGUCUGCAGAAUUAAGACGUGCUUUGCCAUCUCAGUGUCUGCUCAUCGAGGUGUCCUUUUCUCUCCGGGAACGUGGUGAACGAAGACGCAUCUGUUGAUUGGAGACCCCCCUUCCUUCUCACACUCAGACUUCCUGCCAUGUGUCCCAGGCCACAUUCUCUAAGAGCUUCUGCUGCUUCGUGGUGGUGAUGGGAAUAAUAAUAGCUGCUUCUCCGAUAUGUUUCUGUGACUUGCGUUAUAGUGGGGCACAUGUACCCGGACCUCCUUUCUCCUGUCACUGGUGACUCGUGUUGACAGAAAUGCUGACAGAGAAUGCAGAUGGCCAGAGCUCAGGGUCCUCAUCUCAUGGUCCACACAGCACUAACAGGAGAGCUUGGAUGGGAACAGACGACAUCUUCCUGCUUCU
Messenger RNA from Sorex fumeus (smoky shrew), 2564 nucleotides. It is a transcript of the gene ZCCHC4, whose product is annotated as zinc finger CCHC-type containing 4. Lineage: Eukaryota; Metazoa; Chordata; Mammalia; Eulipotyphla; Soricidae. Gene Ontology annotation, molecular function: nucleic acid binding; rRNA (adenine-N6-)-methyltransferase activity; zinc ion binding. Bases 1 to 1530 code for a protein of 509 amino acids. The record is from RefSeq and is a predicted model, not a curated record. Gene Ontology annotation, cellular component: nucleolus; cytoplasm. The transcript has 13 exons. Gene Ontology annotation, biological process: rRNA methylation.